Messenger RNA from Rhagoletis zephyria (snowberry fruit fly), 1287 nucleotides. Lineage: Eukaryota; Metazoa; Arthropoda; Insecta; Diptera; Tephritidae. The record is from RefSeq and is a predicted model, not a curated record.
AUGAGCACUCCCGGAUCCAACUCCAUCCCGACCUUCAUACUGAAGUUAUGGAAGCUUGUCAACGACAAGUCCACUGACAAGUUGAUCAAGUGGAGUCGAAACAACACCAGCUUUACCAUCAAGGAUCAAGCCAGCUUUGCUAAAGAAGUAUUGCCGCUUUACUUCAAGCACAACAACAUGGCGUCUUUCAUUCGUCAACUCAAUAUGUAUGGAUUUCGCAAGGUUUCGAACAUUGACAGUGGCGGAUUGAAGUUUGAGGGAGAUGAAAUUGAGUUUUAUCAUCAGCAUUUUAAUCGCGACAAGGAAGAUGAGUUGCCUUUGAUCAAACGAAAGUAUCACAAUAUUUUGUCAGACGUUGAGUCAAUGAAGGAUCGCCAAGAAUCGGUUGACUCAUUGUUGAGCAGCAUGAAACGAGAAAACGAAGCCCUGUGGCGUGAAGUGGCAAUACUCAGACAAAAGCACCUGAAGCAGCAGCAAAUCGUGGAAAAGUUGCUGCAUUUCCUAGUCAACAUUGUGCGAAAUCAAGUUGUUACUACCACUGGCAUUAAGCGAAAGGCUCCACUGAUGAUUGACUCCAGUGACAAUCGAAAGAUUCUAAAGCCCAAUGCUUUGGACAGUGUCGGAAAUGCCUCCUCUCCUGGCCCGAUCAUUAGCGACAUUACCGACCUGGAAGAAGGCGAUUUGUCACUGCUGGACUUUGAAUUGAUGAAAGGCAAUGAUUCGGAAAAUGGAAAUGCUCUUCGGAACGACGUCACUAACGUUUUGCCAGGGGAUUUUCAAGGGGAUUUUCAAGGAGAUUUGCAGGGAGAAAUCCAGUCUGAAGUGUUGUCGAACGAAGUGUCUGACGUUUUGCAGAACGAAGUUCCAGCUUCAACCGAAGUACAAGGCGAUUUUCUUCCCAUUGAAAUACAGGGCGAUUCUACUGAACAGCUUUUAAACGACCAGGACUCGGUACUAAACACUCCCGUCAUUUCAGCUGACCAAGGCAUUGUGGCUAGCCCCAACACCAACCAAUCGAUUGUUCCCAUCAACUUUGCCCCAAUGGACCCUUCUAUCAACUCAAAUGAAAACUUUCUGAAUGCUGGCUUUGACGCAGGAAGUCCUAGUACCAGUACUGAGUUGAUUGUGCCUAACCAGCCCACAUUAGCCCAACUGAGUCCAGAGUACAGUCUUAAGACAUUUGACAAUCACCUGGAGGGGAUUGAUGACGAACUCCACUGGCUGUACGAGCAGAUUAACAACAGCGACAUCAAACUGGACCCUGGCAUCUUUGGAGUGGAUAACUGA